UUUGUAUGAACCGGAAGUAAUUAUCGGCUAACAGCAUUUUGUAGUUUGACAAACCGAAGAGGAUCAAACACACGGAUUGUGCCAUAGAAUCGAUAUAAUCGACAAUUUAAAGUCUUGCUGCGAGUUCAGUUCAAUCGGUGUCACGUGUCCGCUUCAUACUUCCGGUAGUUUCCCGGUGGACUCGUAAACAUGUGUGAGGAGCACACAGUGUCUCUAGUGGACGUUCUGGAGGAAGAUGAAGAGCUGGAGGAAGAAGCUUCAGCUGUUUUAGCAGGAAGUGACUCAGAUCAUUGUUCAUACCCUCAGGGUUAUGUGAAGCGUCAGGCUCUGUACUCCUGUAACACUUGUAAACCAAAGGGAGCAGAGGCAGCAGGAGUGUGUUUAGCUUGCUCAUAUAAAUGUCAUGAAGGUCAUGACCUCUUUGAACUCUACACCAAAAGGAACUUUCGUUGUGACUGUGGAAACAGGAAGUUCACUGAUCUGCAGUGUAAACUUUACCCGGAGAAAGACGACGUCAACACUCUGAAUAAAUACAGUCACAACUUUUCUGGCGUUUACUGCACCUGCAGGCGACCUUACCCCGACCCCGACGACCAGGUGGAGGAUGAGAUGAUUCAGUGUGUGCUGUGUGAGGAUUGGCUGCACGGCAGGCACCUGGGCCGUGAAGUUCCAGAAAACACAGAGUCUCAGGAGAUGAUCUGUGAGUCGUGUAUGAAUCAGAACUCGUUCCUCUGGACCUACGCCGAUCACCUAACGGGUGUGGUGAGACAGGUGAAGGAGGAGACAGGAGGACGUUCAAACGCUGAUGUUGCUCCAGAGGAACAGGUCGAUGAUCUCAUCAAGCCCAGCGCUAAGCGCACCCGUGAGGAGGCAGAGCCAAACUGCAGACUAAAGGAACUGCAGGCUGUCAAUCAGAAGAGAGAGAGGUCAGGUGCUGUGUUCUGGCCGUCAGCGUGGCGUUCCACACUGUGCUCCUGCAACACCUGCCAGGAGCGUCUGUCUAGCGCUCAGCUGUCCUUCCUGUUGGACGAGUCGGACACCGUUGUCGCCUAUGAGAGAAAAGGACAGAACAACGAGCAGAAUCAACAAGGUCACGACCCUUUGAUGUCAGCACUUGACAACCUGAACAGAGUUCAGCAGCUCGAGAUCAUCCACGGUACCAAAGGAUACAACGACAUGAAAUCUGAACUCAAGGACUUCCUGCAGAGAUUUGCAGCUGAAGGAAAGGUCGUGACCCCUGAUGACAUCCGUCACUUCUUUGAGCAGCAGCAGAGUCGUAAGAGACGGAGGGUCGAGUCUGCGCCUUUCUACUGACCUUUGACCUUCAAAGACCUGGUGGCUUCAGGUCACCGUCUUUGGAUCAGAUGUUUUUAACGUUUGUUUUUUCUUUACUCAUAAAGAAUAAAAGUCACAAGUCCUCAUUUUUUUA
Molecule: messenger RNA, 1429 nt
Organism: Solea solea (common sole)
Lineage: Eukaryota; Metazoa; Chordata; Actinopteri; Pleuronectiformes; Soleidae
Product: putative E3 ubiquitin-protein ligase UBR7
Exons: 12
Coding region: 190-1314 (374 amino acids)
Cellular component (GO): cytoplasm
Molecular function (GO): ubiquitin protein ligase activity; zinc ion binding
Source: RefSeq, a predicted model, not a curated record